GCAAUGGCGUUUGCUGCGACAGCACUUUGCGGCAGCUGGGAAAUCUAGGAGAAAGCAGCAACUAACGUCGCCAGCGGAUACGUUAUCGCCUCAAAAACCUUUGGAUUUAUGUAAUAUUCGGUCAACUAACUUGUAUAUUGAUUGUAUUUCCCUCCGCCUUGUGGAUGAGAUUGUGUUCAACGUUUUCCAAGCGUGAAUCUCCACCUUAAUGCGGUGGGAUGGCCACAGUGCCGCCUGGGCCUAGUAGCGCACUGACUGCAACCCCGGCUAAAAUUCCUCCUUUCCCCGGUGCUGGGAGCGCAGAGCCGGCGGGGGGAGACGGAGAGCCGGUCUGCCACAGGGAGGACUGUGUAUCCGCUGAUACAGGGACGAAGUCGCAGCCGGUAAGCGAGGUCAAAACGUCUGUGAAGAAGAAGCAGAAAAACAUGCUAGCGCGAGCUAGCCCGGCGGCACUGCACCUCAAAAUGCAAGCCCGAGAGCAGCAGCAGCUAAACGGCUUGAUCAGCCCCUCAGAGGACGCGGGCUGCCACCAACACACAGGAAACCGGCCUGACAAUCCGAGACCGUCCGUGGACAACUGUGACAGCAGUGGCAGCAACGAGGGGGAUCCAGCCGCUAGAAACAAUAGUGAGCAUUGCCAACACGAAGGCCACAGCCCCUUCUCCGAAAACGGCAGCCACUCUCCCUUAGUUAACAAUAACAGCAUGAACGGGAUGCCGGGUUUUACUAGAACUGAGGCGGCCCACCCCGGGGACGAAGGGAAAGAGGAGUUUGACCACACGCUGAGUGACGAGCCACCGGACGCUGCUGGGCCCGGCGCAGAGGAGAGCCCAGCUGACCCGCUGCAGCCGCCAGCCGCGGAGCUGGCCCGGCUCGACCUGAGCAGCUCUCCCGGCCGUGCGGAAGAGGAUAGCCAUGGCAUCCGAUAUGUCCGCUAUGAAUCCGAGCUGCAGAUGCCGUGGAUCAUGAGACUGAUCACCAAGGACUUGUCUGAGCCUUAUUCAAUUUACACGUACAGGUACUUCAUCCACAACUGGCCGCAGCUCUGCUUUCUGGCCAUGGUGGAGCAGGAGUGUGUCGGAGCCAUUGUUUGUAAGCUCGACAUGCACAAGAAGAUGUUCCGUCGUGGCUACAUUGCCAUGCUGGCCGUGGACUCGAAACACAGAAGGAAAAGCAUCGGUACUAAUCUGGUGAAGAAGGCCAUCUAUGCCAUGGUGGAGGGUGACUGUGACGAGGUUGUAUUGGAGACUGAAAUCACCAACAAAUCAGCCCUGAAGCUGUACGAGAACUUGGGUUUUGUCAGAGACAAGCGGCUGUUCAGAUACUACCUGAACGGAGUGGACGCGCUGCGGCUCAAACUGUGGCUCCGCUAGAAGAAAGAAGAGGGGACGGGGGAGGACGGGACAGCGGGUGCUGUUCACCACGUACACUAUCAGCUUGACAGCCUCAGCUCUGCCCUGGUCAUUUCACGCAAAUAUACACACACACACACACACACACACACACACACACACACACACACACACACACACACACACACACACACACUUGUGUACAAACAUAAAGAGUAUGCACAAAGGUAUGCGUAGACAUGCAAACACACCCUCUUUUUGUCCUUGACCUCUGAACAACUGUUGCGUAGGCAGAAACAAACUGAUAUCCCACGUGAUGUUUUCAUGAAGGGGCCCCUGAUACUUUCUGUGUUGAGGAGGGGGCGAGUCAGGGUGGUCUCUGGGAUGACCUCGACUGGAGGACUAGGUAACCUUUUGACCUUCAAGCUUGGAAGCCACAUUGACCGCGACGUGAGUGGUGAGGCAGCUCAAGUGAGAACAUGCGUCCGGACCCCAGAGAACAUGGCACCACACCAAAUCCUCCUGCAGAACACGGGACUCAAAAAACAGACUUAAAGAAAACAUGCGAAACAAGGAAGCAGGGCGGGGGGAAAAACAGACUGGCAAGAAAAUAUUUGUGGAGUUUAUUUUUGUGUUUCUUUUUUAACCUUGUAAGUCGGAUGGUUGACAGAAAAGCUAUAGUAUGACUGUGUGUUUGUACCGCCUCAUGUCUUUUUGGAAAACGAGUGCUUGGCCUGUUUUUGUGCGUAUGUGGCAAGUGAACGUGUUUGUGUGACUGUGUGAGAGCAUGCUUGGUUGGAAUUGUGCGUACUGUUGUGUGUUUUUGUCUCCCAUCCUGUCCAGGGCAGCUGCUCCCUGCUGCUGUUUCCAUCACCUGCCUCGGCCUCCGGGACUGAAGCCUGUAAAGAUAUGCAUGCAUUUAUUUUAAUGUGAGUGCGGGAAAAAGUGUGACGUACGUGUGUGUGUGUGUGUGUGUGUGUGUGUGUGUGUGUGUGUGUUGAUUAAGCCAAUCUGAGGCUAACCCGAUGAAUCCCUUCCUGUGGUGUUUGGUGUAAGUGUGUUGGUGCAGAGUGGUUGAUCGAAACAAUCAAUCCAGUAGCACCUCAAACUUCGCCCAGCUGGUGGGUCUGCCACCUUUUCGCUUCAGUGUCCUUCACUAAAUUUCUCAUCAUCAAACCAUGACAGUAUGGGCGAGGAGUUUCAUCUUUGUCUUCAGAACUUUUUUCCCAAAUGCACUGCCAGCUGCAAAAUUCCCACAAAGUAGAAGAUGUAGUCUUUCAGAGAGACUUCUUGCCAAUGAUGGUGUGGUCAAACGUGUCCUAGCCAUCUCACCUCACUCCUUUUUAGAUUAUUCGUCUGUUUCCCCCUCGUUGCACGUGCCACUCAAUCCAUCAGCGCUCUCAGCCACAACUGCAGUGACCUCCCCGCUAGCCGGCGUCUCACGCAGCCACGGCCUGGUCCUGGUCUGCGGUUGGCACCAGACGGGAGGGUGAAGUGUUACAUGCUGGAUUCCUUUUUGAGUAUGCUGUGUGUGUGUGUGUGUGUGUGUGUGUGUGUGUGUGUGUGCUUAUCUCCUUGAUAAAAAAGGAAAAUAGACAAGUAUUCUUAGCAGAUUAUAUUUUAUUCUUUUGUUCGCUUUCAGUUUAUUUAGAUUGUCUUACUAUACACCUGUAUAACCUCAUGCUGUGCAGAAGCGGCUGAGUCCACAAUGUACUUCCCAGGUGCCCCAUCUGGAUGCACAACCAACCUCGCUAAUAUUCUAAGAUCUCCAGCUUGGAACAUGUCAUAGAUGCACCCAGACGUUCCAAUCCACACUAAUUAUGGCAGUGAAAGUAUGCUUCAGCCGUUUUUGUUUUUUCUUCAAAGUAAAAUGAACAAAGGUCAGAUGCACUUCUUUGGAACUUGCUGCAGUGUGUAUGAGUUUGUAUGAAUGUGCCUGUGUGGGUAUUGUUGUUUUGACAACAGCGUUGAUCUGUUAGACUUUCAUUUCUCUACUUAAACAGGAGGACAGGAAAAUCAGUCUUUGAGAUGCUGUGUUUUGCUCCAGCCUUAUAAGGACAUCAGGAAGGAACAAAGCGCACCCUUUGUUUUUGUUUUUUAAGCUUUUCAGGAUUCGAUUUAGUGCUCAGUGCGAUAGAAAGGGCGGGGGACAGGUAGGUUGGUUGGUAGCGAAGGGAGAGUAAACCCUAGAUCAGCUUUGAAUUUUUUUUUUUCAAAGUCAAAUUGGAAGAUAAGAUACAUCACUUGUUGUUAAUGCAAUUUUAAAUAUUUUCCUUGAGGUGCCUCAAAUUAUGCAAUUGGACAUAUUGUGUGCUUUAAUCCUGCCUACAAUACCCUGGAAUAGAAAGCACUGCAAGACACUGCCGUGUGGCACAACUGACAGCCAGAGUAAAAUAUGCUAUAAAAUCUUGAGUGUCCAGCAAACAUUCGUGGUAGUCUGGUGUUUGACGAGCUAGUCUGAGUGACACGACAGGACCUUGUUCAUAUUUUGGGUUUAUUUCCCCUGUCAGCAGUUCAGCUGGGAGGUUUCAUCCCAGGAGCCCAGGACUGAAAGGGAGAGUAGAUGUUUACAGAUGAGAGUUGCCACCCACAUAACAGCCUGAGUGUGUAUGUUUGUGUCUGUGCAUUUGGAGCAAUGGAUCAGAUGACCUAUUUUUGUUUUAUUCUUUUUUUUUUUUUUUUUCAGAUUUAUAUACUAGUGUUGUUCUCUUCAUUGGAUUUAUUGAGAGCAUGUUUUUUUGUGAAUCAUCUGGGAAGGGGGCAGUUUAUGUUGAUUUAUCAGAUGUGAUUUUUAUUUUUAAUUUCUGUGCUAUUUUAGUCCAUCCAGAGGCGUAACGAGCAGUAACUAUGAGCAGUUAAUACCAGGCAUACGAAAACAUUCUCGACCCUGAAUAUUAACAAAUAUAUGUACUCCUCAUCUGACACUGUUUCAAUCAUCACCCUGUGUAAACUCCUGGUUUAUUUUGGAGAUUUAAAUCUUCUGUCCCUGUGUUGGACACUUGUUUCCCCACUUCUGUGUUCCCUCACUGUCCCGGCCUUUUAUACAGCGACUACUGAUGGAUGAAAGGAAAAGACAGGUAACACCGUACAAAAUGAACCUAUCUUGUUCAUUCAGUUGUUUGUAUGUGGAGUUGUUUUAGAUUUUGAAGGACAAGGGUUUGUUCUCUUUUUUGUUGUACUCCUGUGAAACUCUGGCAGUUCCAUUAGGUAUAUGGGCAUUACAGCCUGUCUCAAAGAGCCAAAGGGCUCUGCUUUAGACCAUGAUCACAGACUGAAGGGCUUCGUCAUCAGUAUCAGUUUAUAGCCAUGGACUGUGGUAUUGCAUAGUUUUACCCAGCUCUCUCUGGCCAUGCAUUUGGAAUACGUUGACUUGACAUGCCAGUUCAGUGUUCACAGAUGUCAGAAGCAUUUUUUCCCCCUCGUCCUGGGUGUCCGCUGUGCUAUCCAGGUAGCUUACUCCAUCACAACCCCGCUUCUCUGUCCUCUCCUGACGCAACAUCUGCCACCCUACAUUUUGAGUGUUACAAUCACAAAUUCCCCCAGAAACCAUUUUGUUGGUCAGAUAAACAACAUUUGUCUUGGCUGUCGUGCUGCGCCACAGAAAUCUGUAGCCCCUACAGCCAAUCAAUCAACCACAGAGGCUUCCUGCAGUCUUUUCGGGGCGUCCAGCACCGCCUCCACCGCCAUCCACAGAGUGUGCAAAGGGGAGAGCAAAAGGUCUUUGCAUGUCAGAUUUCUGUUUCCCUCUGUUCCUCUUCCCUGUCCCCUUUCUUGAUUUUGAUCUGGAAAUGUCCGAUAGCUUUUAUUUAAUGUGGAAAAAGAACACAGAAAUAAAUUAUUUGAUUUUUUUAAUGCUGUAAA
Messenger RNA from Micropterus salmoides (largemouth bass), 5213 nucleotides. RefSeq names its product N-alpha-acetyltransferase 30, NatC catalytic subunit (gene naa30). The record is from RefSeq and is a predicted model, not a curated record. Gene Ontology annotation, biological process: N-terminal peptidyl-methionine acetylation. The transcript has 4 exons. Gene Ontology annotation, cellular component: NatC complex. Bases 219 to 1373 code for a protein of 384 amino acids. NCBI's taxonomy places the organism in Eukaryota, Metazoa, Chordata, Actinopteri, Centrarchiformes, Centrarchidae. Gene Ontology annotation, molecular function: protein-N-terminal amino-acid acetyltransferase activity.